AGACUGAAGAAUUACAGUUGGCCGGUCUGUUCAACGACUCUCUUCUUCGUAAUCUCCGCUAGCCUACGCAAGCCAGCAGCCCCUUGCCUAUCUGGCGCACGUUAGUAUCUAUAAACCAAAAAUACUCCCCCAACUCUCUCCCCGCUCCUUCAUGCGCUCUCUGCUCUUCCACCAUCACCUCCACUGCUCUCCCUGCCAUUGCCUCCGCUCUUCCAUCCUUCGGAAGCCUUCAAGCUUAGUCUCCGCCGCCAUGGCCUCUUCCCUCGCUCUCCCAGCAAUUUCCCCCAACCGCAUCUCCUUCGCCGCCUCCGAGGCUCUUAACGGCUGCUGCAGAAAUGGAGCUCGCGGAUUCGGAAUCAAGAACUUCGGUCGAUCUAGGGUUUUCAUGAGUGUUUCAGUUGGAUCACAGACUGUCGUCGACGACUCCUUGUUCGCUGAUUACAAGCCUUCUGCUGCUUUCCUGUUCCCUGGUCAGGAGAAAAUGGAGGAUGAGCCGGGAGCACAAGCUGUUGGAAUGGGGAAAGAAGCUCAAAGCGUAUCUGCUGCUGCAGAAUUGUACAAAAAGGCAAAUGACAUACUAGGAACUCUGUCUCAGUGGACCAAAGAGAAGCUGGACUCUACUGUUAUAAGCCAGCCUGCUAUAUAUGUCACUAGCCUGGCUGCAGUUGAGAUGCUCCGUGCUCGUGAUGGUGGCCAGCAAAUAAUUGAUGCAGUUGACGUCACUUGCGGACUCAGCUUGGGAGAAUACACUGCCCUAGCAUUUUCUGGAGCCUUCAGCUUUGAGGAUGGUCUCAAGCUGGUGAAGCUAAGGGGUGAAGCCAUGCAGUGCCAUGGUCAGUAUCAUUGGACUGGACUCGACAAAGUUCAACAGUUAUGUGAUGCAGCCAAUCAAGAAGUCGAUGAGACUGAGAAAGUUCAGAUAGCAAACUUCCUGUGCACUGGAAACUAUGCUGUGUCUGGAGGUGUGAAGGGGGUGGAAGCAGUUGAAGCGAAGGCCAAGUCAUUUAAAGCAAGGAUGACGGUGACUUCCCCUGUUCAAUGGGAAACCACUGUGAAGACUCUUCUAUCCAAAGGGCUGAAGAAGAGCUACGAAUUAGGCCCCGGAAAGGUUAUUGCUGGAAUAGUGAAGAGGAUGGAUAGAGGCGCUGAGAUUGAGAACAUUGGUGCAUGAUCAGCAAGCAAGAGUGCCCAAAUUUCGUGCAUAGUCUAUCCUAACAAUCAAGCCAAGAAUCGCGGAGCUGAGUCUUGGAAGUUCGUUCUUUAAAUCGGCGCCAUAACAUAAGUCCAGUUUGUAGUAAGAGAGAGAUAGAACUUCGAUGCAGCCAUUGUUCAUGUUUGUUACAGAAUGCUGGUAUGGUUCUAUGGUGUAUACUGGAACAAUAAUUUAUAUAUUGAUGCUAAGAUUGUAUUGACUGAGAUUGCGAGAACAGAAAACCAGAAAAUAAGAACAAUCCCUUUCAUGCUUCAAUCACACACUAUAUCAAUGCGAGACUAGAACCCUAGAUCAGAAAUUAGGGCAUUCUACUCUACAUUUCAAGGUUGCGGCAUCUGCCUAAUCCGUCUGAGGCGAUCAAUCCACUGAGUUUCAGGAAUUUCUCCGGCCCAAUCAGGAGCUGAACCUACGAAGGAGAUCCCACGCAUUGCCUCCAUGACUCUAGUAGCGUUCUCCGGUGUCAACGGCGCAUUCCGUCGGUUCUCGUCUUCCCUGAUAGCUUGAACCACCGUCGAAUUGGACGACUCUGCCACCACCAUCUCCAUCUCUCCCUCCUCCUCCACCACUUGAUUUUCGUCGUCUUCGUCGCUCUUCACGCCGUUGAGAUGGAGAGAUGAGAUCCAGCUCUGCGCUUCGUGAGCGAAACAAUGGCCGUUCUCGAGGAUUCCCGAAUUAGGGGCGUGAUUCGCAUGGUCGGCAGAUUCGUCUUCCUCUUCUUCGUCAUUCUCGUCGGCGUGCGAGAUCGGCUGGUAAUACUCCGGUACCUCAUCGACGCUGGUGUCUGAAUCGCUGCCGGCGUGGUUGCUGUGAUCUACACAGACGAUGGGAGAUGUUGAUGGCGGAAGAAAUGGCAGCUGAUGCUACCUCUGAAUUCAAAGCUAAAAGUCGAUAAGGAUACAAAGAUGAGCAUGGAGAAGAAUACCUUCAAGCGAAACAGAAGAAGCGAGGGAGUUGGCCGCGUU
Molecule: messenger RNA, 2175 nt
Organism: Linum tenue
Lineage: Eukaryota; Viridiplantae; Streptophyta; Magnoliopsida; Malpighiales; Linaceae
Source: the annotation of a GenBank genome assembly